Molecule: messenger RNA, 955 nt
Organism: Rhipicephalus microplus (southern cattle tick)
Lineage: Eukaryota; Metazoa; Arthropoda; Arachnida; Ixodida; Ixodidae
Source: RefSeq, a predicted model, not a curated record
ACUGCGAGUGGGAAGCGACCUUCUGUGCCACGUUCGUCACAGCCUGUCCCACCAACGGCAGCAAUGCCUCCGUCAACUGCUCGCCCAUCACAAGCUCAAGGGCCUGCUGCCAAGGGCCCUGCCAUCCCAGGCGGUAACGCUACCGUGACUCCAAAUCCAGGUGUUGCCCCGGCUGCUGCUCCUGCUACGGCUGUGGGUGCUGUUCCCACUAGCUAUGGCCCUGCCUUCGCUGUAGGUCAGACUGCACAACCUGCUUCUGCAAAUUCCUUCACCAUUGGUCCUGGCCCAGGCUUCGCGGUUGCUGAAAUUGGUGCAAGUCGUGGCGUACCCACGGUGGGAACUGGUGCCCCGAUGCCAUUCUCUCCCGUGCUGGAAUCGGCGCUAUUCGCGGACUCCGAGGGUGACGAAGAGCCGGACUACGAGCUUUCCGACACCACAAUCCUGGACGUCAAUCCGUGUCUCCUUCUGCCGCUAUCUGGAUGCAACUUCUUUUUCAUUGCCGGUGCGCAAUUUAAUUUUAUGAAAGAAUUUCACAACCAAAAAAUUUCAGCCGCGGCGUCAUACGCAAAAAAAUCGAACGCUGGUAAGAGUUUGUAUUUCAAUGCGCUUUUUCCAAAAACUGAAAGGAUCUCUUCUGUAUUCUCCAAAAGUGAUUAGAAGGCGAAAGACGUAUUAUUAUUUUCGCUCUUAGGCAAUACAUGUAUUAGUCCUGUACCCUCCCGCGAAGCUCUCCUUACCAAUGAGGUUGCAGAUGCCAUCAGGAUAGAAGGAACUGCAAGAUUUUUGAAGCUCACCUGCUUUGGCACUGGCUCCACGAUCGGCUCAUUUAAUGGUGACGUCAUCACAUGAUUUUUGUGCAUCACUCGCGUUGACGCCACCGACGCUGCCGACGCCUGAUGUUAACAUCGAUGGCCAAUUUUGGACUUUGAUAAAGCAUGUAAGACAGUCACCUUGA